Molecule: messenger RNA, 919 nt
Organism: Cynoglossus semilaevis (tongue sole)
Lineage: Eukaryota; Metazoa; Chordata; Actinopteri; Pleuronectiformes; Cynoglossidae
Gene: rhof
Product: ras homolog family member F
Exons: 5
Coding region: 309-680 (123 amino acids)
Biological process (GO): small GTPase-mediated signal transduction
Molecular function (GO): GTP binding; GTPase activity
Source: RefSeq, a predicted model, not a curated record
ACAGGAAGUAGUCGGAGGCCGGCGCUGAUGCUCCUCGCCGCGUUACUCAAACCCAGAGAUGCUGCUUCUCUAGUGACAGCAGAGCAGGAGGGAAGUUUGCAGCGGGGUCAACUGCUCCGUUAUGACACGAACAGGAAGUGGUGAAGCACUACCUGGUAGAACAUGAGGCACGGAACUGUUCUCACCAUCUCCGGCUGCUCCGAACUCAGACUCAUCAGCCUGUGCCAUGUACCUGACCUGAACCUGAAGUGAGAUUGUCGUCGGCCCGUCGGUCCUGUCUGACCUCUACGUGACACCUCAGACCAGAGAUGACACAAAACGGUUCCAGUGCUGCCACUGGAACUAGUACCGGUCCUAGAAAAACGGAGGAAGAGCUCAAAAUUGUGAUCGUCGGUGAUGGAGGAUGUGGAAAAACGUCUCUGCUGAUGGUUUAUGCUAAAGGUGAUUUUCCAGAGAAAUACGCUCCAUCAGUGUUUGAAAAAUACGUCACCUCGAUCUCUGUGGGAGGAAAACAGAUCAAACUCAAGCUGUAUGACACCGCUGGACAGGAAGACUAUGACAGACUGAGACCAUUGUCCUACCAGGAAGCCAACCUGGUCCUCAUCUGCUUCGAUGUGACCAACCCAGUCAGCUUCGAGAACGUCCUGAUAAAGUGGUUCCCAGAGGAACCACACGCUUGACUGUUAAUCCUCCUCUUCUGAGUCGCUUCGGAUAAACGCGUCUGCUAAAUGCAUAAAGAUUUAAUAACGAGAGCACCAGGCUAGUUCAACCAACCACGUUAGCCGAGGUCUUUACAGGAUAAAGCCCAGGGAAGGCUACGUAACUUUGUCAUGAUGACUGUCACAGAAAUGACUGAUUAAAGUCAAGGCGUCCGUGGACAACAGAAACAUCCAUCCAUUCAUCAUCUACUAAUUCAAUC